Branchiostoma floridae (Florida lancelet) is the source of this 7241-nucleotide messenger RNA. RefSeq lists its product as uncharacterized. The annotation marks the transcript as partial. The record is from RefSeq and is a predicted model, not a curated record. The transcript has 45 exons. Lineage: Eukaryota; Metazoa; Chordata; Leptocardii; Amphioxiformes; Branchiostomatidae. Gene Ontology annotation, cellular component: membrane. Gene Ontology annotation, molecular function: Wnt-protein binding; serine-type endopeptidase activity. Gene Ontology annotation, biological process: non-canonical Wnt signaling pathway; proteolysis; negative regulation of canonical Wnt signaling pathway.
CCUGUGGUAUGAGGCGAAUCCAACCACAGAGGACCAGGAUAACAUACGGAGAUGACGCAGCUGUGGGGAAGUGGCCAUGGCAGGUGCAGCUGACGCGUGCAGAAACCAACAGUUUUGUGUGUGGAGGGACUCUCGUCGGUGGACAGUUUGUCGUGACAGCGGCUCACUGCCUGGAGCCCUUCAACUCUCAAAUUUAUUCCAAUAAUCCCUGGUGGGAAGACUACGGUGUCGUGCUGGGCGGACGGCGCAGUGCGUACUCUCCGUUUGAGGAAGGGAGAGAAGUGCCUGGCAUCAGACAUGCGGUUAUUCAUAAAGAUUACGACAAGGGCAGCACGAAGAACGACAUUGCCGUACUUCAACUGAAAUCCUACGAAGACAACGACUACAUCAACAGCGCGUGCCUCCCAGAAGUGGACACCGAGUUUGGCACCAACUCCCACUGCUUCAUCACGGGAUGGGGGAACACUGAAAAUGGUACACUGGCAGACUUCCUGCAAGAGGCCAGGGUUGGCCUCAUACCAGAUAGCGCAUGCCUGUCGAAUGCCUCGUACGGAUCAAGGUUCUAUCAGGAGGAGAUGAUCUGUGCAGGCUACUGGGAUGGCAAGGUCGACACCUGUCAAGGAGAUUCAGGUGGCCCAUUAGUUUGUGCGCGGGAGGAUAACCGAUGGUAUCUGACCGGAGUUACGAGUUGGGGUGACGGUUGUGGAAUUGCCAGGAAACCGGGAAUAUCCGCCAGGGUCACCAACUACAUUGACUGGAUAAAGAGCAUCAUGAACAACACCUACGCCUGUAGCUGGGAUGGGAGUUACACGUGUGAGGACACUGGGGCCUGCAUCCCUGGUAGUCUCCGAUGCGAUGGCAAGAUAGACUGUGAGAACGGCGAUGACGAGCAGGAUUGUCAAGAUUCCGGUCCAUCGUCCCUGGAAAUACGACUUGUUGGAGGGGCAACGGAAUAUGAGGGUCGCGUAGAGAUCCAAAGCAGCAACGGUACCGGACAAUGGGGAACAAUCUGCGACGACGACUUCGACUUUAAUGCCGCAAGAGUUGUCUGCAGACAACUUGGAUAUGGCUUUCCACUACAAUACACGAGUUCAGACGUGUUUGGGCAGGGUAGCGGUUCUAUCUGGUUAGACGAUGUGCAGUGUGAGGGAGACGAGGAGACAUUACUGGACUGUCGUUCCAACGACUGGGGCGAGCAUGACUGUAGCCACUACGAAGAUGUAGGGGUCAUCUGUUCAAAUACAACAGGCAACGUGUCUUUGGAAGUACGGCUUGUUGGAGGAUCCAGCGCGAACGAGGGCCGUGUAGAGAUCCGGUUAGGUAACGGAGAAUGGGGAACAGUCUGUGAUGACAGCUUUGAUAUCAAUGCCGCUAACGUCGUCUGCAGACAACUUGGAUAUGGCAAUGCUGCUUCGUACGAAAGCUGGGCUUAUUUCGGACAGGGUAACGGUUCUAUUUGGCUAGACGAUGUUGAGUGCGACGGAGAUGAGGAGACUCUACUGGACUGUUCAUCAGGUGGAUGGAGUCAGCACAACUGUGGCCACUCUGAAGACGUCGGAGUCGUCUGCUUGGAUUGCUCCCAACCCGGAGUGAUUCCGUGUGGCAACGGAAGGUGUUUCCUGGAGAGUCAAAGAUGUGACAGGGUGGACAACUGUGGGGACAAGACAGACGAGAGAGGCUGUUUCAGUAGGGUUGUCUCUGCCGACUUGACCUUACCUGGUGAAGUUUUCAGUGAGGACCUUAACGACAGGAAUAGCCCGCGGUACCGGAUGCUGGCAGGGACGUUGGAGAGUGAGGUAUCCAAGGCCUUUGAAGACAUCUCCACCUUUCGACAGGCAACUGUGAAGAGUUUUCGCGCCGGCAGUGUGAUUGCUGGUAUGGACAUGGAGUUUGAGAACAACGGGCAAGCUCCAGACCCGGAGACUGCGGUAGGGUCCCUCCAGCAGCACAUAGAAGAUAAUGGAGGACGUCUUGGAAACCUGAGUGUGAGCCAAGUGGACGUCGUUGCAUCCAGAGAUUCGUGUGAGCCAGUGCCAAGCGCAUUCGAAUUCUGCAGUCCCUUCAUCGAUUAUAACGUCAUUCGGUUCCCCAACCCGUUCAACCAUACCUCUCAGCUGGACAUCGCAACGUCAGCCGAGUUUCGAGACUUCUCAGCCUUGGUAGCAAACAUAUCUAUUUGCUACCCGAACAUUAACCAGGUUUACUGCCCAACGUUCUUGCCCAAAUGUGAGAGUGGUUCUCAGGUGUUCCUGUGUAGUAGUGUCUGUGAGGAGGUUAAUGCAGCAUGCGCACCACGAGGACUGUCUCUGCCGUUCUCCUGUGACGUUUUUCCUGCUGACGGAACCCAAGAGUGCAUGACCAUAGCUUCGUCGCCAUGUGAGCCAUUUCCAACCAGCUGGGAAAUCUGCAGUUCUUUCAUCGAUUACAACUACACUGGAUUCCCCAACAUGUUCAACCAUGCCUCUCAGCAGGACAUGGUGAUGUCGGCUGAGUUUCAAGGCUUAAACGCCAUUUUGGCAAACAUCUCCAUGUGUUAUCCGAACAUUUACCAGGUGUACUGCCCUAUGUUCCUGCCCAAAUGUGAAAACGGUUCUCAGGUGUUCCUGUGUAGAAGUGUCUGUGAAGAGGUAAAUGCAGCAUGCGGCCCACGAGGACUGUCUCUACCGUUCUCCUGUGACGUUUUUCCUGCUGACGGAACCCAGGAGUGUCUUACCAUAGGUGCACAGACGUGUCAGCCUGUGACUUACGACCGUUGUAGAAACAUGCCCUACUCGGAAACAGCUUUGCCUCCUGGAGUGCCGAUGGAAGCUGUUGUUGCGGUUGCAGACGGGUUCUUCGCAACAGCGGACAGGAUUGCGGGAUGCCAUCCGGACUUAGACGCGUUUGCGUGCUCAUUCUCAUUCCCGCCGUGCGCGUCUACCGGAAUUAGAUAUCCCUGUGCAUCCUUCUGCAAUGAGAUAAUUGAUGCCUGUACGGACGAGGCCAACGCAACCGGGAUUGACUGGGACCCUAAUCUCUGUGCCAUGCUUCCACCUGGCAGCUACACAGAGGACUGCUUUGCACCCCGUGAAACGUCAGAAUGUGAAGCAGUACCUUACGACCGUUGCCAAAAGAUGCCCUACUCCAACACGUCAUUCCCGAACUGGUUAGGGUGGCGAGGACCAACAGAUGCCGUCGGAAACGCAACAGAGAUAUUUGGAGCCCUCGAUCAGAUUUCCGAUUGCCACAAGGACUUGGAGUUCUUUUUGUGCUCGCUGUACUUCCCGUCAUGCACAUCGACAGGAAUCAAAUUCCCAUGUCGCUCCUUCUGCGAUGAGAUAAAUAACGCAUGCGCACUCCGAGCCCUUUCCAUGGGCAUUCCUUGGGACACCGCCGGCUGUACCACCCUGCCAGUCAGCAGCUACCAGGAGGGGUGCCUCGCUCCUCAAGCGACGUGCGAUGACUGGUCAUACGAAUGUUAUGGAUCCCCUGGAAGCUGUGUGGGUGCUUGGGAUUUCUGUGAUGGAAACGGAUUUUGUCCCUACAAUGACGACGAGCAUAGCUGCAGCAACUACACAUGCACGCCCAUUGAGCUGGGGUACUGCCAAGGAGAAGUUCCCUACAACAGAACGCUUCUCCCGAACUACUUUGGACAGGAGAGCACAAUAAUGAUUGAAGAGUCUGACAUACAUCAGAACGUGUCUCUUCUGGCUGAUACGGCUUGUCAUGAACACGUGAAAUUCCUCUACUGUCAUAUGGCAGUUCCAGAGUGCAUUAGAGAUGGUGUACGCGGCCAGCCCCUGUGUCGCACCCUGUGUGAGGAGAUCAGACAGAAUUGUGCAGAGGAAAUAAAGGAGAUUGGGUUCCAGUUUGACAAGAGCACGUGUGACAGUAUCUUUCCGGAUUCUGUUCAGAAUGAUACAUGCAAAAUGGCAAAAGAAUUCAACUGCACAUUUGACGAUGACACCUGUGAAUGGAUGGCUGGCAACAACAGCCAGGCAGCAACGCUUGAGCCAGCAUCGGAUUCUGGUAACUAUGUAUCACUAAAUGGCGCCUCGUCAAAGCUAACUAGUCCAACGAUGUACACGGACAACAAAUGCCUGAGGAUGCGGUAUUUCGUGAGAGGUGACAGCAGCAGGUUAUCAGUAUACGUGACGGGACCGGACGGUAACAGCUUCAGCACGUGGCGCCAGUCAUCUACGUAUGAUGGAGAUGGGCGGGAUGAAGAUGGGAUGGCUGAUGAUGGGCGGACUGAGGAGGAGGAACUGCAGUGGUCAUCCAUCAAUCUGAACAUCAACAAAGGAUGGCCUUGGUUCAAGGUGUCUUUGGAUGCGUAUGUAGCCGAAGAAGGGGAGGUAGGAGUUGACGAUGUUACUCUCUCCGACGGACCAUGUGAAGGAGAAGAAGUUUCUCCUGGAUGCGAGCCGAUGAAGUUCGAACGUUGCCUGGACAUGCCGUACAAUUUCACCACCUACCCGAAUGUGCUGGGCUGGGAGAGAGAACUGUCAUUCCACCUCUCCCCGGGAACCUUCCAGGCGUUUGACCAGAUCGCGGACUGCCAUCGUGAUCUGCAGUUCUAUCUCUGCUCGUUCAUCUUCCCUGAAUGUACACCUUCAGGAAUUAGACUUCCAUGCCGGUCAUUCUGUGAGAGCGUCACUUUGGCGUGCGCAGCAAGAGCGAAUGCCCUCGGCCUCACCUGGGACCCCAAUGGCUGCCAAAGCUUAUCAGAUGAUCAACCAUACUGUUCUGUACCAGAAGAAGAAUGCAGCCCGAUACCUUACGACCGUUGCCAAAUGAUGCCCUACUCCGACACGUCAUUCCCCAACUGGUUAGGGUGGCAAGGACCAACAGAUGCCGUCGGAAACGCAUCAGAGAUAUUUGGAGCCCUCGAUCAGAUUUCCGAUUGCCACAAGGACUUGGAGUUCUUUUUGUGCUCACUGUACUUCCCGUCAUGCACAUCGACAGGAGUCAUAUUCCCAUGUCGCUCCUUCUGCGAUGAGAUAAAUAACGCAUGCGCACUCCGAGCCCUUUCCAUUGGCAUUCCUUGGGACACCGCCGGCUGUACCACCCUGCCGAUCAGCAGCUACCAGGAGGGAUGCCUCGCUCCUCAAGCGACGUGCGAAGGUUGGUCAUACGAAUGUUAUGGAUCCCCUGGAAGCUGUGUGGGUGCUUGGGAGUUCUGUGAUGGAAACGGCUUCUGUCCGUACAAUGACGACGAACAUAGCUGCGGCAACUACACAUGCACGCCCAUUGAGCUGGGGUACUGCCAAGGAGAAGUUCCCUACAGCAGAACACUUCUCCCGAACUACUUUGGACAGCCGAGCACAAUGAUGAUUGAAGAGUCCGACAUACACAGGAACGUGUCUCUUCUGGCUGAUACAGCUUGUCAUGAACACGUGAAAUUCCUCUACUGUCAUAUGGCAGUUCCAGAGUGCAUUAGGGAGGGUGUACGCGGCCAGCCCCUGUGUCGCACCCUGUGUGAGGAGGUCAGACAGAAUUGUGCAGAGGAAAUAAAGGAGAUUGGGUUCCAGUUUGACAAGAGCACGUGUGACGGUAUCUUUCCGGAUUCCGUUCAGAAUGAUACGUGCAAAAUGGCAAAAGAAUUCAACUGCACGUUUGACGAUGACACCUGUGAAUGGAUGGCUGGCAACAACAGCCAGGCAGCAACGCUUGAGCCAGCAUCGGACCCUGGUAACUAUGUAUCACUGAACGGCGCCGCGUCAAAGCUAACCAGUCCAACGAUGUACACGGACAACAAAUGCCUGAGGAUGCGGUAUUUCGUGAGAGGUGACAGCAGCAGGUUAUCAGUAUACGUGACGGGACCGGACGGUAACAGCUUCAGCACGUGGCGCCAGUCAUCUAUUUAUGAUGGAGAUGGGCGGGAUGAGGAUGGGAUGGUUGAUGAUGGGCGGACUGAGGAGGAGGAAUCGGAGUGGUCAUCCAUCAAUCUGAACAUCAACAAAGGAUGGCCUUGGUUCAAGGUGUCUUUGGACGCGUAUGUAGCUGAAGAAGGAGAGGUAGGAGUUGACGAUGUUACUCUCUCUGACGGAUCAUGUGAAGGAGAAGAAGGAGUUUCUCCUGGAUGCGAGCCGAUGAAGUUCGAACGUUGCCUGGACAUGCCGUACAAUUUCACCACCUACCCGAAUGUGCUGGGCUGGGAGAGAGAACUGUCAUUCCACCUCUCCCCGGGAACCUUCCAGGCGUUUGACCAGAUCGCGGACUGCCAUCGUGAUCUGCAGUUCUAUCUCUGCUCGUUCAUCUUCCCUGAAUGUACACCAUCAGGAAUUAGACUUCCAUGCCGUUCGUUCUGUGAGAGCGUCACUAUUGCGUGCGCAGCAAGAGCGAAUGCCCUCGGCCUCACCUGGGACCCCAAUGGCUGCCAAAGCUUAUCUGAUGAUCAACCAUACUGUUCUGUACCAGAAGAAGAGGGCUGUCCCGAAGGACAUUAUAAAUGCUUUGGUUCAGGGCAAUGCGUUGGCCCAUGGCAAUUCUGUGACGGAAUACCAGUCUGCCCUUACAAUGAUGAUGAAAGUGAAGAAGCCUGUGGAACAUACAACUGUAUGCCUAUGGACUUCGGGUACUGCCAGGGUGUGAUCAACUACACCAGCGCAUUCUUCCCCAACUACUACGGCCAGGAGAACGUGACAGUGAUCGAACAAUCAGACGUCCACCAACUAGCUGUCAGUUUUGCCAAUACAAAUUGCCAUCCUGAUAGCAACUUAUUCUACUGCCACUUGGUGGUUCCGGAGUGUAUCGAGGAUGGGGUCCGAGGCAAACCAGUUUGUCGCGCCGUGUGUGAAGAAGUGCGGCAGGAGUGUUCAGACGAAGUCGACGCUUUACAAGUCCCAUUAACCAAAGAAUGGUGCUACGCAACGUUCCCUGACUCUGUCCACAAUGACACCUGCAUACUUUUUAAAGGAGUCAACUGCACUUUCGAUUACGACUUCUGCAACUGGAACCAAGUUGCGUCUGGAAGUGCAAAUCAGCCAUGGAUGCAAGUAGCCAGCUCUCCGGGACAAGGAAAGCAUGUAGCUUCCAGUGCUUCAUCGUCGCAACUGCUCAUCAGCCCAAGGAUCUAUACAGAUGACAAGUGCAUGAAGUUCCAGUACAAGCUGACAGGAGGUGACAGCAGGGUCCUUGUCAAACUGAUGGGGCCAAAUGGCAUGUCCUGGAACGCCUGGAACACGACAACCUCCAGGUCUGUGAGCAACAACUGGACCACCGCGAGCAUCAGCAUCAGGACGGGUCUAGACUCAGUCCAG